UCUUGGCUGUCUUCACUCCCUCGGCCGAGUUCCGCGUCUCGGCUCAUUAUUUAAAUCCCGCAGCACUUCCUCCUUGGAGAUCGAACCCGAGACCGCCGACACCAUGUCCGAGCAAGGGGCCUUCGACACCAACGUGAUCACCGUGACCCGCUUCGUCAUGGAGGAGGGCAGGAAGGCCAAAGGAACCGGAGAACUGAGCCGGCUGCUCAAUGCGCUGUGCACGGCCGUCAAAGCCAUCUCCAGCGCGGUCCGCAAAGCCGGCAUCGCCCACCUCUACGGUAUCGCGGGCAGCACCAACGUAACGGGCGACCAGGUGAAGAAGUUGGACAUCCUGUCCAACGACCUGGUCAUCAACAUGAUCAAGGCGUCUUUCACUUCCUGCGUGCUGGUGUCGGAGGAGAACGACAAAGCCAUCAUUGUGGAUCCUGAGACCAGGGGCAAGUAUAUUGUGUGUUUCGACCCUCUGGAUGGUUCCUCCAACAUUGACUGUCUGGUCUCCAUCGGAACCAUUUUCGCCAUCUACAGGAAGGCCACGGACGACGAGCCGUGCGAGAAGGAUGCCCUGCAGCCCGGCCGAAACCUGGUGGCGGCGGGCUACGCCCUCUAUGGGAGCGCCACCAUGAUGGUGCUCUCCACCGGCCAGGGGGUCAACUGCUUCAUGCUGGACCCGGCCAUCGGAGAAUUCAUCCUGGUGGACCGUGACGUGAAGAUGAAAAAGCGAGGCCAGAUCUACAGCCUGAAUGAAGGCUAUUCCAAAUACUUUGAGCCGGCCGUCACCGAGUAUUUGCAGAAGAAGAAGUUCCCUCAGGACGGCAGCGAGCCCUACGGCGCUCGCUACAUCGGCUCCAUGGUGGCCGACGUCCAUCGGACGCUGAUGUACGGCGGAAUCUUUUUAUACCCUGGCAAUGCCAAGAGCCCCCAGGGGAAGCUGCGUCUGCUCUACGAGGGAAACCCCAUGGCCUUCAUCAUCGAGCAGGCAGGGGGCGCCGCCUCCACGGGCUUCGAGAACAUCCUGGACAUCCAGCCGUACAGCAUCCACCAGCGGGCCCCCGUGGCCAUGGGCUCCUCGGACGACGUGGCGGAUUACGUGGCCAUCUGCCGCAAGCACGCAAAGUGAGACGUCGGCGCGGGAGAGCUUUCCAACUCCAAAAGUAUUUGAUUGCGACACUCCUGUUGCUCUCUGAAGGACUUUAUGAAGAAAAUAUGUCCCACCGUGAUGCACUGGAAACAUGAAGACGUCCCCCACACGACCCCAAGUCAAAAACACAAUAAAUCUCACAGGUUGA
Molecule: messenger RNA, 1286 nt
Organism: Doryrhamphus excisus (bluestripe pipefish)
Lineage: Eukaryota; Metazoa; Chordata; Actinopteri; Syngnathiformes; Syngnathidae
Gene: fbp1a
Product: fructose-1,6-bisphosphatase 1a
Biological process (GO): sucrose biosynthetic process; fructose 1,6-bisphosphate metabolic process; gluconeogenesis
Cellular component (GO): cytoplasm; cytosol
Molecular function (GO): fructose 1,6-bisphosphate 1-phosphatase activity
Source: RefSeq, a predicted model, not a curated record